Messenger RNA from Dermacentor andersoni, 2562 nucleotides. Its product is annotated as sulfotransferase 1C2-like. Gene Ontology annotation, molecular function: sulfotransferase activity. Lineage: Eukaryota; Metazoa; Arthropoda; Arachnida; Ixodida; Ixodidae. The record is from RefSeq and is a predicted model, not a curated record.
CUAGUCGCGCGUUUGCAAAGCGUACAUCAGUAGAAGCAUCCGCUGCUCCAGCGCUGUCUUUCGGCCGUAUUCGUGGAAACCGCUGUGGUGGUCUUCGUAUUACACGUCUUGUCAUUCCAUCAUUGCCUGCAAAAGACGGGAGUUCCCUGUGAGGACGCCAAGAUGACGUUACGAAUGAAACCCUUCUGCCAGGUCAUUGAUGGUGUCAAGCGUUGUCCACUGAUAACAACGGAGCGUCUUGCCGAUAUUAUGACAUUUGUGCCCCAGAAAGGGGACGUGCUGCAGCUGUCGUACCCUAAAACAGGAUCUCACUGGAUUCAAUUUACGGUGCAGACCAUCCUACAAGGAGGCACGGUAGUAGAAAGCUACGACGAUUUCACGAUGGUAACUUGCUUGCUUGACUACAUUGGUUUGCAGGACUGGGAACGGCCUUCCACGAUACCCUUCGGUUUGUAUAUGUCACACGUACUCCCUCCGUCUGACAACUUCAAUUCAGAAGCCAAGUACAUCUACGUCGCUCGGAACCCGUGGGACUGCUGCGUCUCAUUCUAUCACAUGGUGAAGGCGCUCGACAUCUUCUGUUUCAAGGAGGGAACUUUCGAUGACUUCUUCGAGUGCUUUAUCGAAGGGGAUUUCGGUUAUGGCGAUUACUUCGAGCACCUUCUUUAUGGAUACGGCCUGAAAAACAAGCCUAACGUACUGUUCCUCACUUACGAGGAAAUGAAGGCAGACACUGGAGCCACGGUGAUGCGCAUAGCUCGUUUCCUCGGAAAAUGCUACGCGGAGGCACUGGAAGAGAAUAAUCUAGCCUUGGACAAACUGCUAGAAAAGCUAACGGUGGAACGCAUGAAGGGAAUCUUGGUGCUUAACCUUGCCGGCCAUAAGAACCCGAACGUAGAUGCAAGGAUCAAGGAGCGCAAACUGAUGACAUCUGAAGGUUUCGACGGGUGCCCUACCAUGAUGCCUUUUGUAAGAAAGGGUGAAGUAGGUGGCUGGAGGAGCUAUUUCAGCGCGGAGCAGCUGCGUCGCAUGGAAGAGACGAUCGUGCAGAAAACUUGCAGUUCGGAUGUUAUGGAUAUCUGGGCGGAAAUGCGCGAAGAGGCACGACGCCUCUCCAGGGCUUAGAAGUGAGCCUUGCGCUAAUUACUGAGGACAACUUACUCGGAGGAAAAAUAAAAAUAAAAAAGUGGAAGCAGACCGAAAAAUUUGGGACUGAUAUAUAGCGACGAUUUCUGAGUGCCUAAAGAGCUUAAACGCGGGUACAUGCACGCAUUUACGCAUGCACGUACGCACGUACGUACGCACGCACGCACGCACGCACGCAAUCAUGGGAGCACAGAAAUUAUACCGGGCCAGUUGUUCAGUGCAGUUGCUGACUACUAAGGAGCAGGACGGAUGCCUUGAACGCAUCAUGGUUUUAGGCGCAGCAUGCGCAUGCCUGUGUAGCACAAUUAGAAUCCGUUGCAUCAUGGACGCCGCGGUUGUCUCCACUCUGUACGGAACGGCGGGCGAGGAGGACAACGAGGCGCCGUAGCAGCUGCCGGAGAAGAAUGCCACUCUUCCCUCGCCUCACCCCGCUGCCUUGCGCGCCACAUGAGAGUGCACGGAAUCCGGGCCGCGUUCCUCGCUCGCGCACGCGAGAUGGAACCGCGUUCGCCGGCUCACCCUCAUACGCUUUCCUCACGGCGACUGCGACGCCGACACUGACGGCGACGGCAGAAAUGCGCUUGGAGUAUCCAUAUAACUGCUAUCGCAAUAAAAUACCAAUUACGAAACGGCAAGAAGUGCGGUUUGCUACACGUUGCAGCACUCUUGUACGCUUUCCUAUGGGAGCAUGAGCUGAAGUCCGCAAACAAGACUGGUUAACUAGCAAGAAGGCGUUUAUUGAUUCUCGAUACCAACCAACCUGCUCUCAAAGCUCGUCUAAUCAUUUCUCGGUACAGCGUUAACAAAUUUAAUCUUUUCGUACAAUUUCCUGUGUUUUCUCCACUUUUCAUUAUCUGAGUAUAGAAAGUGGUGGGCCGUGAUAAGUGGCACCAAGAUCUUGCCGCUCUAAACGAACAGCUAAUUCGCCAAUUGCUGCUAAAUGCGUACAUGACGCUUAUACUGACAUGUACCACAAGUGGCCCAACCUCAUACAAACAAAAGUUCGACCGUGCAAUAUCAACAGCAACACACUUUGUAAGAAACAUGGCAUGUGUCGCACGCCUGAGACGCAGUGUAAGUACUUAGGAAACUGUCUUGAGCUAUUGCUACCAUGCGUCGUUGUUGCGAAUACAUAUCAGAACAACGCUUGUUAUGAUCUGAUAUAUGGUGUCCCAGCUCGCGUUAGCCAAACUGUAGAACGAAAAAAAAAAAAAGACAUGCUGGAAGAUACAAUUUUAAGGUGCAUGGUGUUCAGUCGUAAGAUCUCUAACCACCAAACACAGUGUGCGUUAUAACCCUGUCUUGCACCGUGUUCUUAAUCUCCUUUUUUCGUUGAGCAGCUUGGCAAACCAUAGCUGUGACACAUCGCAUGUACAGAUACAUUAUUAUACUUCUUGAAAAAAAAUGGAAUAAAUC